Beauveria bassiana ARSEF 2860 is the source of this 4647-nucleotide messenger RNA. Its product is annotated as ABC transporter. Gene Ontology annotation, molecular function: ATP binding; ATP hydrolysis activity; ABC-type transporter activity. The coding region runs from base 1 to 4647 and encodes 1548 amino acids. Gene Ontology annotation, cellular component: membrane. NCBI's taxonomy places the organism in Eukaryota, Fungi, Ascomycota, Sordariomycetes, Hypocreales, Cordycipitaceae. Gene Ontology annotation, biological process: transmembrane transport. The record is from RefSeq and is a predicted model, not a curated record. The transcript is spliced from 3 exons.
AUGCACGCUCUUGUGAUUGGACACUUUUAUGGCCCAGAGCGGCUUCCCUGCCCCGAAGCUAACUAUGAUUUAGUCAGCCUAUGUUGCGCGUCCCGUUUGUACAAGAAGCGUUAUUGGCCCGGCCGUCUUCCUGUCGCGCCGCCUGUGUCUCGCACUCGGAACUUCCUUUCCUCACCUAACCGAGCUUCGAACAAGACUCAGGACAUGAUGCUGGAGCAGCUCAUCGCCAACAGGGCACCGUCGUUGGGCUACGCUUACACCGGCCAAGCCGUGCUCGGCGCUGCGGCAUUUGCGUCUUGCGACGAUGCAUUUGGCCCGCUCGCCGUUGGCUGUCGAAAUGGACGCCUCGACUUUACUUUGCUUUUCGAGCAGACCUUGUUUACAAUCGUGCCUUCUGCGCUGUUCAUGCUUGGCGCAAUUGUCGUCAUCAUUCAACUCUGGGGCCAAAAGCCCAAAGUGCAUGUAACGCGCAUAUACUACUUGAAAAUGACUAUUUGCUUCAUAUUGGUCGCCAUAAAAGCUGUGCUCCUUGCCCAAUGGAUCCAGCUGCGCCCAAAUGUGCCGGUCGGCACAGUCUCAGUUGCCGCUGCCGCUAUCAGUGUCGCCGACGCCGGAUUCCUCGCCCUCCUCGCCGGGUUGAGCCAUAUGCGGUCAAUAACGCCUUCAAAAUUAAUUAUCGCUUUCACGUUUUUUUCCGCUUUGCUUGACGGUUUUCGAUACCGUACCAUUCUCAUGGUGGAUGAGCUGGCGCCGUUGACCUACACAUUCGCCGCUGGCAUUGUUGCCAAGCUGGUUAUUUUUGGGCUGGAAGCCAAAAGUAAAAGGUCAGUGAUGCUUGGAGACUGGUCUGAGAUUGGUGCAGAAGAGACUUCAAGCAUCGUUGGCCAGCUUUUCUUGUGGUGGGUGAACCCUAUUCUUCAGAUUGGCAACGCCUCCUUCCUGAAAUCAAGCGAUUUGCCUCGAUUGAAGCCCGAACAACGAGCCCGCUAUCUGCUACCAAGAAUGUUACAAAACUGGGAAAGGUACAAAGACAGUGGCAAGUUCGCACUGGCUUUGAUGGUGCUCAACAGUUGCAGGUCGACUGUGAUUGCUGCCGGUAUUCCGCGACUGUUUCUUUCCGUUUUCAAAUUGCUGGUUCCUUUAUACAUCAAGGCAGUCAUACAGUAUGCGACGCGGCAAGACAAUGACAACCAAGUGGACAAGAACACCGGCUAUGCUCUGAUAGUCGGUGCGAUUUUCUUGUUUCUGGGAAGAGUGUUGAUAGCGAAUGCAUACGAACAGGCCAAGGCCCGCAUGAGAGUAAUGAUGCGUACAUCCCUGGUUGCCACAGUAUUGCACUUUGGUGCGCAGAUGGAACCUGGUGAGAAGAAGGGCUCGGCUGCUCUCACCCUCAUCACGGUGGAUGUAAAUCGGAUCGCCGUCUCGUUCUUCUUCAUCCACGACUUUUGGAUUGCACCACUUGAGACCGCCUUUGCAUUUUGGCUUUUGGCAGGGCAGGUUGGAUGGGGAUCCCUCGGUCCGCUAAUCACAAUCAUUUUUGGCGCUAUAGUUUCUGGUGUGUGCGCAAUAUAUGUUCCCAACGCACAAAAAAAGGUCAACGAAGCCAUCGAAAAACGCGUCAGCGACACGACUACUGUCAUUGGCCACAUGAAGGAAACAAAAAUGCUUGGACUUGUUGACUCAUGGUUUAUGGCUAUCAGAAAGUUGAUGGACAAUGAGAUCAGACAAUCUCUGGUCUUUCGAAGACUCAUGGUUGUUCUUAACGUCAGCAGCAAACUGCCUCAAAGUCUGGCCCCUCCACUCACUUUUGGCAUCGCGAUCCUCCUUACCAAGGCAGGCGAGCGCCUCUCUGUUGCAGAGGCUUUCACAUCUAUAAGUAUCAUGAACCUCAUCAUCGGUCCGAUUUCCCUGAUGGCGCACAUGUAUCCCUUCAUUAUUGCUGCUUUGCCAUGCUUUGUCCGCAUCCAAGAAUUCCUCAAACUAUGCAGCGAUUAUGAGGCUAGAGUGGCGCUCCUCGGCUCCUCCACUCAGCUGUCCGCAGUUGAGGAUCUGCUUCCCGAACUCGCAGAGCCGAUUCUCUCCAUUACAAACGGUAACGUCAAUGCCAAGUCGCGAGAAGAACCGUUGCUUCAAGACGCGACUCUGAAGAUUUUGCCCCAAACAUUCAACGUUGUGGCGGGCAAGGUCGGUUCAGGGAAGUCGGUGCUUCUGCAAGCCCUGUUGGGUCAGCUCAACAUCAGCGGCGACGCCAAAGUGCGCACGUCAAAUGUUGCAUACUGCUCCCAACAACCUUGGAUUAUUAGCGGAACUGCCAAAGACAACAUCGUUUGCAAGUCCGAGCCGGACGAGGCCUGGUACAAUGCUGUAGUGACAGCGUGUGGUCUGGACAGGGAUUUUGAGGACUUUCCGCAAGGCGAUGCCACUGCAGUUGGAACAAAGGGUGUUUCCCUAAGCGGUGGGCAAAAGCAGCGUAUCUCCUUGGCACGUGGCAUUUUCUCCCGCAAGCCCGUUGUCUUUGUGGAUGAUGUGCUGAGUGGCCUUGAUUGGGCCACUCAGCGUUUUAUCUGGGACCAAGUGUUUGGGCCCUCUGGCCUCUUGCGAAAGAACCGCGUGACAGUGGUUCUUGCAACUCAUGCACUUCACCUGAUUGAUCAACCUGACAGCGUAAUCCUCCUCGGUGAUGACGGCCCUGGUUCUGUUGUUCAAGGCACACUGGACGAACUCAAAGCAUCCACCAGGAUUCAAGACUUGAUCGCCACGAGCCACAAAUCUGCCGACGAUGAGACUGCGAAUACAAGCAGCGCCAGUUCCCAGAAGGGCAAUGGCGAGCAGACGGCCACUGUCAACGAAGCCGAGAAAACGCAAGAUCUGAUUCGCAAGACUGGCGAUGUCACGCUGUACUCGUACUACCUCAAAAUGGUUGAUCGCAAAGUGGCGGUACUUGCUUGCAUUGCCGCUUUUGCAUCCGCCACAUGGCCGGUUCUACCUGUCCUGUGGCUAAAGUGGUGGACGGAGGCGAACGAAUCGCCGACGCCGGUCAAUACCGCCUACUAUUAUUCAGUAUAUGUCUUGGUGAAUGUCCUGGAAAUCAUCAUCAUCCUGGGAACCUUUUACAUUGCUCUUAUCUACGUAGCGCCAACGGCUCUCCGGAAAGUUCACACUUGCCUUCUGAGAGCUACCAUGAGCGCGCCUCUUUCUUUCUUUGUCGCGACUCCGCCCGGCGACCUCGUCAAUCGUUUCAGCAGAGAUAUUGAGCAGAUUGAUCUGGAACUCCCUCUCAAUCUCACCUUUACUUUUAUGGCGGUCAUCUGGCUGAUGUCCGUGGUCGCGCUGAUUCUCGUCGGAUCGCUGUACAUGGCCGUCAUUAUUGCUCCAAUGAUGGUUUUUAUAUACGUGCUGCAAAAGUACUACUUGCAAACCUCGAGGCAGCUCCGUUACUUGGACAUACAAUCCUCGGCACCGGUAAACACACAUAUCAUUGAAAUGAUUGAUGGUGUCGCGACGGUCCAGGCGUAUGGCUGGGAGUCGCAGUAUCAGGCCACAGGUAUGGAUCUGCUGGACGAAACAAUGAGGCCCAACUACAUGAUGCGCAUCAUUCAGCUCUGGCUAGAGCUUGUUUUGGAUGUCUUUGUUGCCUUUGUCUGCAUUACUUUGAUCGUCAUUUGCAUCAUGAUUCCAACUUCUACAAGUCCCGGAGCGCUAGGUGUGGCACUAACCAAUGUCACGACACUGGGAGACUCUUUGGCAUGGCUAGUGCUCAGCUUCACGAGCACAGAGACUGCCCUGGGUUCUGUGGAGCGUAUUCGUUCUUUUGAAACCAAGACACCAAAGGAGUUGCCGCCUGCGAACCCGCAACGCCUGCCUCCGACCUGGCCGUCCAAAGGCGCCGUCCGCUUUAAUUCCGUCACCGCUUCCUACCCACCAAAAGGGAACAAUCCCGCGUUUCGCGCCCUCAAGAACAUUAAUGUUGACAUAGAACCGGGACAAAAGGUUGCGAUCUGCGGACGCACAGGCAGCGGUAAGUCGUCGCUGCUUCUGACGCUGUUCCGUCUGCUCGAUCUUGAGUCGGGCUCCAUCACAAUUGACAACAUCAACAUCAUGGAUGUCGCUCAGAAUGUUCUGCGACCGCGCCUUGUCUCAGUUCCUCAGGAGCCUAUGCUCCUCCCAGGCUCUCUGCGCUCGAACCUUGUGCGCAAUAGCAACGAGAGCACCAAGGGCGACAAGGUGGAUGAAUUGGACGACGAGAAGCUCAUCAACUACUUGAAGAUUGUGGAACUCUGGGAUCUUGUUGAGGGACAAGGUGGCUUAGAUGGUGACGCGGCCGACUUGAAGCUGUCGCAAGGACAAAAGCAGCUAGUAUGCAUGGCACGCGCCCUCGCCAGCAAGGACGAAAGCUCCAUCCUUGUCCUUGACGAGGCCAUGAGCACCGUUGACAGGCAGACUGAAGAGCUCAUGGUCAAAAUUUUGGAGGAUCAUUUUGCAGAGCAUACCAUUAUCUCAGUUGUGCAUCGUCUCAACACUGUCGAAAAGUUUGAUACUGUGCUGCUGCUAGAUGCCGGCGAGGUGGUGGAGGCGGGCUCACCAGAAACUCUACUGGCCAAGGAGGAUGGUCGGUUCAGAGCGCUGUGGCAUGGAAAAGAGGCGUAA